GCAUGUUGACGCAUGCGUGUUGCGGACCCUGGUAGUGCGGUGGCCGAAGAUGGCGAGCUCGGGAAGGAAACGCAUCCUGAAGGAGGAGGAUAUCUCCAAGGUGGAGUUCGAGACCAGCGAGGAGGUGGACGUUACUCCCACCUUCGACACCAUGGGCCUCCGGGAAGACUUACUGCGGGGAAUUUACGCGUACGGCUUUGAGAAACCAUCAGCUAUUCAACAGAGAGCCAUUAAACAAAUAAUUAAAGGAAGAGAUGUCAUUGCUCAAUCCCAGUCUGGAACAGGAAAGACAGCAACUUUCUGUGUGUCAGUAUUACAAUGCCUGGAUAUUCAGGUUCGUGAGACUCAGGCACUCAUAUUGGCACCAACACGGGAGCUUGCAGGACAGAUACAGAAGGUACUCCUUGCUCUUGGUGACUACAUGAACGUACAAUGCCAUGCUUGCAUUGGAGGGACCAACGUUGGAGAGGACAUUCGCAAGCUGGACUAUGGACAGCAUGUUGUUUCUGGUACUCCAGGACGCGUGUUUGAUAUGAUACGAAGACGAAGUUUGAGAACACGUUCCAUCAAAAUGUUGGUUCUUGAUGAAGCAGAUGAAAUGCUGAACAAAGGUUUUAAGGAACAGAUCUAUGAUGUGUACAGAUAUUUACCUCCAGCCACACAAGUGAUUCUUAUCAGCGCUACCCUGCCUCACGAAAUCUUGGAAAUGACCAACAAAUUCAUGACGGACCCCAUCCGAAUCCUGGUCAAACGUGAUGAGUUGACCUUGGAAGGAAUCAAACAGUUCUUUGUGGCAGUUGAAAGGGAGGAGUGGAAGUUUGACACAUUGUGUGAUCUGUACGACACAUUGACCAUUACCCAGGCUGUCAUCUUCUGCAACACCAAGCGGAAGGUGGAUUGGCUCACUGAAAAAAUGAGAGAGGCUAACUUCACGGUGUCGUCCAUGCAUGGUGACAUGCCACAGAAGGAGAGGGAAUCCAUCAUGAAGGAAUUCCGCUCUGGUGCGAGCCGGGUGCUCAUUUCUACAGAUGUUUGGGCCAGAGGUUUGGAUGUCCCUCAGGUGUCGUUGAUCAUAAACUAUGACUUGCCCAAUAACAGAGAAUUGUACAUCCACAGGAUUGGCCGAUCAGGACGAUAUGGACGCAAAGGUGUGGCCAUCAACUUUGUUAAGAACGAUGACAUUCGUAUUCUGCGAGAUAUCGAGCAGUACUACUCAACGCAGAUUGAUGAAAUGCCAAUGAACGUUGCUGAUCUUAUUUAAAGCAAAUGAGAAGACCAGGGACCUGAGUGACCAGUGGAUUACAUUUCUUUUGCUUCUGAAGAGAAAACGCUACUCAAGGCUCUAAUAUAUCACCCUAAAGUUUUUAGGAUGUGGAUCUUGUAUACAGUCCCAUCUGAUUCUGUAAACUAGUGUCUUUUGGUUUCUUUUGUACACAAGGGGUUUCUAUGAUUUUGUUUUAUUAUUAUAUUAAGUAAAAAUACAACAUUUUAAUGUUGAAUCUGCAACUGUGAUGCUCUGUGGACAUUAAAGUUUGGU
This is a messenger RNA of Mobula hypostoma (lesser devil ray), 1537 nucleotides long. RefSeq names its product eukaryotic translation initiation factor 4A3 (gene eif4a3). Gene Ontology annotation, molecular function: RNA helicase activity; ATP binding; mRNA binding. The coding region runs from base 50 to 1261 and encodes 403 amino acids. Gene Ontology annotation, cellular component: catalytic step 2 spliceosome; nucleolus. The record is from RefSeq and is a predicted model, not a curated record. NCBI's taxonomy places the organism in Eukaryota, Metazoa, Chordata, Chondrichthyes, Myliobatiformes, Myliobatidae. The transcript has 12 exons.